CGUGGUCGUGGACAAGUGUGUCAACGACAGAACCUUCAUCUAUCUCUAGGAGCAAGCUACCGCCCACGGCUUCACCUCCUUUAAACUCGGCGUCAGCUGGCAUUACACGAGGACAACAUGUCCAGCGGCAAUGUGGAAUUCCUGGGCGACAAUGUGGAAAUCCUGGGUGACGAACCCGAGGGCGAGGCUCCCACCGCAGAGCAGUUUCCAGCGGCCGGUGCGGGAGACGAGAGCCGCCCCAUGCUCGUCGUGUUCACCGUCGAUAAAUUGCUGGCCAAUAUCGCCACAGCAGAUCCGGCGGAACUGGAACGCGGAAGCACGGGAGAAGGCGGAGCGCGACGACGCAGAGCAGGAAGAGGAGCGUGAGGCUGCUUGGGCUGCUGCUGCGAGGAAGCAGGCGGAGGAUCGGGAGGCUGCCCGGGCUGCUGCUGCAAGGAAGCAGGCGGAGGACCGUGAGGCUGCUCGGACUGCUGCUGCGAGGAAGCAGGCGGAGAAGCGUGGGGCUGCUCGGGCUGCUGCUGCGAGGAAGCAGGUGGAGGACCGUGAGGCUGCUCGGGCUGCUGCUGCGAGGAAGCAGGAGGAGGAGCGUGCUGCUGCUCUGGCGGAGCGUGAGGCGUAUCUCCAAGCUGCUAGGGCGAAGCAGGGGGCGCUCCGAUCGCGGCUGGAGGACCUGGAGCCCCGCCACCAGCACCCGCGAGCAGCAGCUGUGCCUUCCCCCUACCCCCGUCGUCGUAUUAUCGUCCGUCCCCCAACGCAAUCCCAGGUGCCCCUUGGUUCCCGUAGUACCGCCUCGCCGCACGAGAAGGAGCGGGAGGUGGCGGCUACUCCGACGAACGAAAAGGAGCGGGAGAGGGCAACGACUCCGGAGUUUUCGGUGACGUUGGGUCUUCCGGCCGGUGCUGAAGACGGAGCAUCGUUUCCGGCCGCAACCACGGUUUACGAGUUCCAUGUUGGCGAUACAGCGUUCCUGUCCCGCCCGCUGGAGAUGCCUGCAUCAGAAGUAACGUUCCACGAUGAGGACAAACUGGCAGCUCUUUUUGCAUGGGCUGUCGGUCGGCGCCUCCUGCGUCUAAAAGCUGUAAGAGCCGUUGGGGUGACCAAGAUUCGACGGCCAAGAGCGGGACGGACGACCACCGCCGCUCCACCGGGUCUUCGCGAGGGCGCGGCGUCGGAGAUAACGGGCGAGGGCAAGCCGUGGGGAACCAGCCUACCAGGUCUUCGCCGGCGAGCCGCCAUCGCCGGAGCAGGAGUCGGAGCGCAGAACGUCAACAGCACACCAAUCCUUCGUCGAAGCGUGGGCGCAGCCGGAGCGGAGACCGUCGUGGGAGAAACAUGUUUGCGGCCUACGCCACUUAUUUAUCGGGUGAGACUGUUUUGGUGA
Messenger RNA from Ectocarpus sp. CCAP 1310/34, 1381 nucleotides. The record is from the annotation of a GenBank genome assembly. NCBI's taxonomy places the organism in Eukaryota, Phaeophyceae, Ectocarpales, Ectocarpaceae.